Messenger RNA from Aedes albopictus (Asian tiger mosquito), 1390 nucleotides. Its product is annotated as chymotrypsinogen B. The coding region runs from base 61 to 924 and encodes 287 amino acids. The record is from RefSeq and is a predicted model, not a curated record. The transcript has a single exon. Gene Ontology annotation, molecular function: serine-type endopeptidase activity. Gene Ontology annotation, biological process: proteolysis. NCBI's taxonomy places the organism in Eukaryota, Metazoa, Arthropoda, Insecta, Diptera, Culicidae.
GAAAGAGUGCAUCCUGACAAAGUGCACAGUCCAGUUGUAUGAUCAAACUAGGCGGAAAGAAUGUUUCGCAAAUCAAUUUGUGUUAUCACAUUAGUUUUUCUAAGUGCCAGGAGCACUUUUCAACAAAACAAACAACAAUGUGGAGUGAAGAAUAGUGCCUGGAGCAACGCAAAUAUCGGCGGAAACGUCGCCAAAUCGGAAGCUUGGCCUUGGCAUGUCGCCUUAUACUACAAAAAUGGCCCGUCCGUGGAAUACAUCUGCGGAGGAACACUCAUCAGCCCUCAUUUCGUAAUUACUGCGGCGAACUGCUUGAUUAAUAAGCAAAGAAGAUACGAGCUUCCGCCAGGAAACAUCGCUGUACGACUUGGAAUCUACGAUUUGAACGACUUGAGCACACAACAGCAGCGCGACAUUCUUAGGAUUCAUAAAACCGGUGAUGCCGUAAAUGAUAUUGCUGUGCUUGAGUUGUAUACGCCUGCAGAGCUUAACAGUUAUGUACAUCCAGCAUGCUUGGGCUUGGCUCAUAACCUUAAUGGACUCCACGGAACAGCCAUCGGAUGGGCCAUGACGGAGAACAAUGAGUUUAUGACGACGGUGCAAAGUGCUAGCAUUCCGGUUGUGAGCUCUACUAGUUGCGUCGGAAAUAACCCUAACACUGCUGCUCGGCAACCUUUGGAUAGCAAAGUCCUUUGCGUCGGUUGCAGCCACGGCAACAGUGUGUGUGCUGGAGACAGAGGUGGUGGCGUAUUCUUUGAACUAAGCGGUGCCUGGCACUUGGGAGGCGUUGUUUCGCCCGGAGUGCAACAUCAAGGUGCAACGAACCAACAGCAAUCGAAUACCUAUGCUGCCUUCACUAACAUUGCCGCACAUCUACCUUGGGUAUUGGAGAAGACUAAGUUGAGUAAGAGCGAUGUAGUUCUAUGACAUCCCCCCACAUUGCUAAACAUUUUUCCACCUAUUUUAGACCCAAAAGCUGUGCAGCCCCCUCAACCCGUUUCGCCCGUUUCGCCCGUUCAGCCCACUCUACCACCACCGCCGGGCAGUGCCGAUUGUGGCCCUGCCUGUCGGAAUUACAACUGCCAUGUCGAUGGCCAACGAUGCAAUGCCAAUGUCGCGCACGUAACGGCCGUUCACCUCGCCCAUCGAGAUUGUAAAAAGUUCUACACCUGCAAGGAGCGAUCGAAUGUCAUCUGCGAAUUCGACUGCCCCGCCGGGUUGCACUUCAACCGGAACAAAAACGUUUGCGACUGGCCGUGGUCGGCGGGAUGCGAUCCUUCGAGCAGUGGGAAAUAGAGUAUAAUGCAAAUACCCGUGUAAGAUAUAUUCGUAAUUAUUUGACAUAAAAUAAAACGAGAAGAAGUUGUAGUGGCAAACUAACAUAAUAAAAUUA